This is a messenger RNA of Symbiodinium natans, 2355 nucleotides long. NCBI's taxonomy places the organism in Eukaryota, Dinophyceae, Suessiales, Symbiodiniaceae. The record is from the annotation of a GenBank genome assembly.
AUGGCGACUUCCAUGCGUCGAUGUGCCUCGUGGAUGAGCGUGGCGUCGUGGCUUCUGCUGGCCACCCCGAAGUCUCUGACAGUGCUCGUCCCGCCCCCCGGUGCAAGCUUGAGUCUGGCCAGCCGUGUGGGAAGAGUCGCCGGCAAGGCUGGACCAGAGUGCCCUGAGCUCUCCCGAAGGCGGCAAGUGGGUAAGGCCUGGAAGAUGCCGAGGGCCAGAUUCCGGUGGAGUUCUGGAGACGGUUGGCUCAGGGCCUUGUGCAUGCUCGAAGACCGCUAUGGUGACCGGUACGAUGUCAGCCGCAUGGACGAAGCCUGGUGGAAAGCCCACGUGAAGGGUGCUUUCUCGAAGCUGGAUGUGACGUGUCGCCACUGCGGCCAUCGCUCCCGCAGCAUGUGGGUGAACAACCUGCGGAAAGGCCAAUCUCCUGGCUGUUUCUGCAAUGGCGGCGUGCCUUGGUCCAGCCCGGCAGGGCGUGCUCGAUGUCUGGAGAUGAUCUGGGCGCGUUACGGUGGCCAGUACGAUGUCCGGCGCAUGGACGAGGCCUGGUGGAAAGCCCACGUGCAAGAUUGUAACUCGAAGCUGGAUGUGACGUGUCGCCACUGCGGCCAUCGCUCCCGCAGCACGUGGGUGCAAGGCCUGCAGCAAGGCACAGCUCCCGGCUGUUUCUGCAAUGGCGGCGUGCCUUGGUCCAGUCCGGCAGGGCGUGCUCGAUGUCUGGAGAUGAUCUGGGAGCGCUACGGUGGCCAGUACGAUGUCAGGCGCAUGGACGAGGCCUGGUGGAAAGCCCAUGUGAAGGAUCAGACGUCGAAGCUGGAUGUGACGUGUCGCUACUGCGGCCAUCGCUCCCGCCGCACGUCGGUGAGCAACCUGCAGAAAGGCCGAUCUCCUGGCUGUUUCUGCAAUGGCGGCGUGCCUUGGUCCAGCCCGGCAGGGCGUGCUCGAUGUCUGGAGAUUAUCUGGGAGCGCUAUGGUGGCCAGUACGAUGUCAGGCGCAUGGACGAAGCCUGGUGGAAAGCUCACGUGAAACGCGUUGACUCGAAGCUGGAUGUGACGUGUCGCCACUGCGGCCAUCGCUCCCGCAGCACGAAACUGAACAACCUGCAGCAAGGCCAAUCUCCUGGCUGUCUAUGUUCAAGAAAGACCGAAGGGAAGCUGAUGCGGUGGUUGGCCCAGAACUUCUCGCAGUUUGACGUCACCUCGCAGGUCAGGGGCUGCACGAGCCCGGCGUCGAAUCGCACUUUGCCUUUCGACUUUGGCCUCAACAACGACACCAUUCUCAUCGAGCUGGAUGGCAACAUUGGGCAUUUUGGGCUCGGGUGGGGUGGAUCUGAAGAUGAUGGAGGCGUGCCGCAAAGAGACCACUUCAAGGAGCAGUGGGCGCUGCGGAAUGGCAGGACUGUGGUUCGGCUGCUUCAAGAAGACGUGCAUAGCGACUCUUGGGACUGGAAAUCCUUCGUAACAUCCACGAUUCAGCAUUCAAUUCGGAAUUCGAGGGCCUGUGUACUCACGCAGGAUGCAGUAGAAUACAAGAGCGGCAUCUACAGCCAGCUCCGUGGUGGCUUGCAUUGCCAAGUCGGCCACUUCCGAACGAGCCGCGGCGAUCGGAUCCCAUACUUGGCAUAUGCAGCUGAAGCCUGGCUCUCCUAUGCGGCGCUCCGCUACGCGCGCGCCGGGGUGCCGAGCUGGGCCGAGGCGCCCCUCCGCGACUUCCUGGAGCGGGGAGCCGGCCAGACCUCCGCGCAAGUUGCCGACCAGUCCGACACCAUCCCUGUGAUGGUGCCUGCCGGCGUUGUUGCUGGACAGCCUCUGACCGUGACACAGCCAGAUGGAUCCAACUUCGUCAUCACAGUGCCCGAGGGCGCUUUGCCAGGAACAGUUCUGCAGGUCCGGCGGCCGGCAGUCAGCACCCCGCCACCGCCUUCAGCAUCGCAACCCCCGCCGUCCGCUGACGCGGCCGGCAGUCAGCAGAAGAUCAUGCUCAACAUCAGCGUGCCAGCCGGUGUGCAGCCCGGGCAACUUCUGGGUGUCAAGGUUCCCGAUGGACGAGAGCUGACGGUAGAGGUUCCCUCCGGGGCAGGACGAGAGCUGCAGUUGGAGUUCGACCCCCAGGCGGGUCGCCUCACUGUGGUGCCCACGGCGUCCCCCAAACAUCUGGCGGAUCCGGACAACAGUGCGGAGGCGGAGGUGUUCAGCGUGCCCGUGCCACCUGAUGGCCGGCCGGGGCAGCUCAUCCACGUCCAGGUGCCGGAUGGCCGAAAGCUGCCCAUCACACUGCCGGAAGGCAAGAAGCCAGGAGAUCAGUUCUUGGUCAGGCUCAACUCAGGCGGUGGCCACUUAACUCUCUCAGAGUAG